Molecule: messenger RNA, 7043 nt
Organism: Candoia aspera
Lineage: Eukaryota; Metazoa; Chordata; Lepidosauria; Squamata; Candoiidae
Gene: IGDCC4
Product: immunoglobulin superfamily DCC subclass member 4
Exons: 21
Coding region: 183-4058 (1291 amino acids)
Biological process (GO): cell-cell adhesion
Molecular function (GO): protein binding
Source: RefSeq, a predicted model, not a curated record
UUGGGUGUGCGCCGCGACUCGCGGAGUCCCUCUCGCAUUCACGCAAGAUGGCGAUGGAGGGGCGACCGAGCCCGUCCCCGGCUUGCGCGCACGUCUAAAAGCCGCCCCGCCGCCGGGAACCAGCCGAGCGGGGCUCGGGCGGCCACUCCGCUUCCCGGCUCCUUUCUCCGCGGGAGGCUCCCAUGGCGCUGCCGGGCUGGGCGCUGCUGGCGCUGACCUUGACCACGGUGGAAGGAGAACCAUCUCGAGUGCAAGCCUUGGACUUGAGCUGUGUCUCUGGAACUGGACAAGUGACACUGAACCCCCAUGAGAUGUUGGAGCUGAGCUGCAGUCUGUUUCCUGAUGUCAGCCCUUUGAGGCUAGGUCUCCAUUCCUUUCCACCUGGCGAGCAGUUUUCCAACAUUACGUGGAGGAAGAAUGGGCAUCCACUGGGAGAAGAGGACAACCUCCAUGUCCUCCCCAAUGGUUCUUUGCUGAUCACAUCAACUGGCAGAGCUUUGAAAGAGGGCAACCAUUCAAGAGGGUCCAGUGUGGAAGGAAAUUACUCGUGUACCUCUCAUGGCUCUUUUGGAUCAGUCACUGGCCAAACUCUGGUGCUCCAAGAGUCAACCUUGUCUCCAUUUUCCCAACAUCCAGAAUCCCAAUUUGUGGAAAAGAAUGGCAUGGCCCGUUUUGAGUGUCGGAUCAAAGGGUUGCCUGCUCCAGCCAUCACUUGGCAGAAGGACGAGGUGGCUGUGUCUUCCGAACCAAGGUUCAUUGUUCUCCCAAACGGUGUCCUUCAGAUCACUGACGUCAAGGAGAGCGAUGUUGGCAUCUACCGUUGCAUGGCGACUAAUGGAGCAGGAAGACGCUACAGCUCUGGUGCUCCCCUCACUCUCUUGAAAGGUCACCAACAACCAAGGAUGGGUGAUGUGGUCAUUGUCACCGCACCGGAGAAUGCCACGGUGGUGGUCGGAGAAACAGUUGUACUGGAGUGUGUAGCAUCAGCUAAUCCCACACCAUUCAUCUCUUGGAUACGGGCGGAUGGGAAUCCUAUUUCUACGGAUGUGAUUGUGUUAGGACGGACCAAUCUCGUGAUCCUUUCUGUUCAGCUUCAUCAUGGAGGAGUCUAUGUGUGCCGCGCCAACAAACCUCAAACCAGACAGUUUGUAACAGCUGCAGCUGAGCUCCAAGUCCUUGCUCGCCCUACCAUCUCCCAGGCACCGGAAACCAUUUCUCGCAACCGGGCCAGCACCGCCAGGUUUGUCUGCAAAGCAGAAGGAGAGCCGCUGCCCAUCAUUCACUGGACAAGGAAUGGGAGGCCGCUUCUGUCCAAAGGACGAGUGAAGAUUCAGGGCAGUGGUACCCUAGUGAUCAACCAGAUUGGCCUGGAUGAUGCGGGCUAUUACCAGUGCGUGGCUGAAAGCCACCUUGGCAUGGCCUGUGCUACGGCCAGGCUAGAGGUGAUUGUGCGGGAAGGUCUGCCCAGUGCUCCGAAAAGGGUAUCGGCUAGUUCUCUCUCCAGCACCACUGUCUUGGUAUCCUGGGAACGACCAGAGUUCAACAGCGAGCAGAUUAUUGGAUUCUCUCUUCAUUACCAAAAAGCCUUGGGCGCUGACAAUGUGGAAUACCAGUUUGCAGUGAAUAACGACACAACUGAGUUUCCGGUGAAAGACCUGGAGCCGAACACCAACUAUAUCUUCUAUGUGGUGGCCUACUCCCAGCUUGGAGCUAGCCGGACCUCCUCAUCCAUAAACGUGCAGACCCUGGAGGAUGUUCCAGGCGGGGCCCCUCAGCUUUCCCUUUCCAGUGCAACACCAACGGACAUCAAGGUGGCAUGGCUGCCUCUCCCUUCAGAACUGAGCAAUGGAAGGAUCGUCAAGUACAAAAUUGAUUAUGCUCCUCUCAAGGAAGACCUGAUUUCUUCAACUGAGCUCAGUGGAAAUGAGACCCAACUGAUGCUUUAUGGAUUACAGCCAAAUAAAGUCUACCGAGUUCGGAUUGCAGCCAGCACUAGUAUGGGUUACGGAGCUCCCUCAGAAUGGACUCAACACCGCACUCCAGAUCGGGACAACCAGACCCAUGUUCCCUUUGCCCCAACUGAGUUAAUGGUCCAGGCCAAAAUGGACUCCCUCUUGGUGAGUUGGCAGCCUCCAGCCGACUAUGGCCAGAUUUCAGGCUACAAACUGUAUUACCGAGAAAUAGCUACCGCGGAGUCAAGCAUGGAGAACCCUUCAGAAGGCACAGGGAAUGGUCUUUGGGAUGUCGGACCCAUAAAACUGAAGAAGAAAGUGAAGCAACAUGAACUAACACGAUUAGUCCCUGGGCAACUUUAUGAAGUCAAGCUGGUGGCUUUCAACAAGCAUGAAGAUGGCUAUGCAGCCGUGUGGAAAGGCAGGACAGAGCGGGCACCUGUAACAGCAGCCGACCUUCCGGUGCAGAAAGGUCCCCCACCACCUCCUGGGGACAUCCAUGUUGAUUCCAAUAGUUCCACAUCAAUUUGGCUGCGGUGGAAGAAACCCAACUUCACCACUGUGAAGAUUGUCAACUACACAGUCCGAUUCAGCCCCUGGGGGUUGAAGAACACCUCUCUUGUAACAUAUUACACGAGCUCCAAGGAGGAUGUUCUUAUCAGCGGGCUGAAACCGUUCACAAGAUAUGAGUUUGCCGUGCAGUCCAACGGGGUUGGAAUGGACAGUCCGUUUGGAAAUGUGGUGGAGUGUUUCACCCUCCCAGACAGGCCCUCAACUCCCCCCUCUGAUCUGCGGUUACACCCCAUCAACCCAUACGCCAUCCAGCUUCACUGGUGUCCCCCCUCGGAGCCAAACGGCAUCAUUGUGGAAUAUGUCAUCCUGUACAAUGCCAAUUGCACCCAGCCUGACAAGAUGUGGACUCUGUUGACCAAAGAGGGCAGUACCUUCAGUGCUGAAGUCCAUGGAUUGGAGAGCGACACCAGAUACUUCUUCAAGAUGGGAGCCAAGACAGUUGUAGGGUCAGGGCCAUAUUCCAGCGUGAAAGAUGUGCACACCUUGCGGGAAGGACUUACAGAUAUCUUAGUUCAUUCUGUCACGGGGAUGACGGUAGCGAUCUGCCUACUCUGCAUCGUCUUCUGUGUGUGUGCCAGCUUUCGCAACAAUAAACUGAAGAAAUCUGCACCAGGUUUGGAUCCCCAAGCUUCAGGAAGCCAUAUGUUCCACCACCGGGGCCGGCAGGCAGCACCCCUCUCAGUGAUCCCAUCAAAUUCUCACGAAAUGGAGUCCCUCAUGGCUCCCUUCUCUGAUGGUGCUCCCUCACCUCCGAGCGACAGUGCAGAGCUAACCGAAGCCCAUGGUCUCAUCCGUGGCAGUCCCCUGGAGGACAGUGUGGGCCACAUCCAACGAAAGCCUCCAUGGGAGAAAUCUCUGAACAGCUGUACAAGCAGCAUCACUGGCUAUGGAGUCUCUAUUCCAAAAGAGCCCGCCAUGGCUUUGAAUGGAUCACUGAAGAUGGCUUCCAAUGGGGGACAAAAGCUCUUGUUGCAAGCUCUAGUUUACGAGGUUGUUACGGAUGAACUGAAAAAGGAGCACCCGCCUAGUAGCCUCAACCAACUGGAAGCCGAGGUCAUUGUCCAUUCGGAUUUCUUAGCCUCCAACCGAGAUCGUGAUUCCCAACUCCAUAUGCUGGACCUGGAGGGGACUCUCUGUGAGGACGGUGACCCAGAACCAUUCCCCAUAGGGGACCGGCCUGAGCAGGUUUCUUCCAAAUCCUCUAAGCAGGAUCUCAGUGUUACAUCCCAGGACCGAGAUGACAAGAGUGAACCUGAAACACCUGAUACAUUGCUAAGGACUGAGAAGGGGGCUCACCAGAGGGCUUUCAAAUUACAUGAAACUGACACAGGACUCCCCCAGCCUGGUGGAAGCUUGGACACAAUGGGAAGUGGGGACUCUGAGUCAUCUCCCAAAGGGGGAGUGGACACACAGCCCAUCUUGUGUGAUGCUCUUCCCACAGCCCAGCCACAAGACCUUCUACAUAGUGGCCUCUCUAGUAUAAUUAACUUGCCUUCUGUGUUUGAGAAUACGGUAUGUGUCCAUCAUCCUUGAAGAGAGCUUUGAUUAAAUUCUUGGCCGUGGCAGAGCUAGGAGUAAUGUAAUAGCUAUUAAGACUUAGGCCUUCAUGGCACUAAAUAGUCUCAUAACUCAUGGUUUGGGAGGGAAGGGUAUUAGCUCCAUCAGAUUUUAUAAGGAGGACCCUUCCCCCCACCAAGUACUUUGCUCUCUCUCCUUUCCUUUCCCAGCCAUUCUGCAAAGGCUACUGAGAAUCAAGUGAACUUUGUACCACCAUGAGUUGAUGUUGUGCCUGGCAAAGACCCAGGAGUAGGCAAUGCAAGGCCUGUAGGCCUCUUUCCAGCCCACCAAACCCACAUACCCCACAUUGCCACCAGGCUGCAGCUGUCACAUAGCCAGCUGCAUUGGGGGGGGGGGGGGGAAGUUAUUUGUUCCAUGAGACAUCAUGAGGAUGGUCCCGGUGUUGAUCUGGUCUUCUGAAUGGUGUAACAGAUCUUAGGCUCCAUUCUUCUGCAUCUCCAAAGGAUGAAAUGAAGCAGGGAUGGAGAGCAAUAGGUCAGAUGGCCUGAGAAGAUUUCUUAGAGUCCUUUGUUCUUCUGCUGUAGGUGCUGAUGUAGGACUAAAGCCAGAUGAAAUUUUCUGCCAGCACUAUUUUACUAUUUUACAUCAGUUUCCAAACUUAAAACAGUCCAUAAUGGACUGUGAAAAAUAAAUUUGCAUUAGAAUGACAUACAUUUGUAUUUUUGCAAGGAUUAGGAUAAUUGUGAAAAUAUUUCCCUCCCAGGUCUCAAAAACCUAUCAAACCUGUUUGACCAGAAGCAUCAAGCCACUUUCAGGUCCCUUAAAAAUCUCUGUCAGUCUCUAGGCAGAGACUGGAUGUUUUCACACAAUGCACCAAGGGAAAGUAUGGUUUGUUCAUUUAUAACUUAAGCAUGUUGAGUGAUCCCCAGUCCUUUUGGUUUAUAAUCUGUAGGUUACAGCUUAAUGUGGCUUGUCAACCCAACUAGUUAAUUAAGCAAACUUUGGCAAAGCAUAUCUUGGCUUAGCAUGUUGUGUGAACCCAGACUCUGAAUCAGAGGACCAUUCUCAACUGCCUGUGUGUGAUUUUCUUUCAUAUUAGCAUCAGGAUGGUUAGAGGAUUAACUGAACAUUCAAUAAAUACAGUAAUCUUGUCAGCUUCCUUCUAGCAUGUUCUGGCAUUGUUGAUUUGGUUCAAGGUGUGGCUAGCACAAACCACACCAGGACAAGCUGCAGGUGUGUUUACAUCAGAUGUGUGUUAUUCUCCAAGAGGUGUCUGUGUGAUGGACUGUGACUGGGAAACUGCAACAACUGUGUUUGUACCUUGGACCCAUCAAGAAAAGAGCUGAGGCUGUGAUUUUUUUCAUGAUGUAGCUCCAGUUUUGGCCAGCGUUCCUCCUUAACUGGAGCUGAAAAGGUGUAAAAAGAACCAUUGCUGCUCCAGUGAUAAACCUUCAGCCCAGUGACAUUCUCUUGAAGUGGGCAUAGUACAGGUGGAUCAUAAUUUACAUUCCCCCCACCCCCACUCCAAGAUGGACCAUCUUGUGUGGACCAUCUUUCAUUGAUGAAGUUCUAAAAAUGGCACAUGAAUUAAACUUGAGAACAAUGCAGUGAGCCAUCUCUACUUGUCUUUGCUCUGAGGACCCCUCUAGUGAUACUUUUCUCCCUGCAGUAAUGUAUGGCUCAUUGGGUGAAUCCAUUCCCCAGAGAUUGGCAGAGGGACCUCAGCUGGGGAGAUGACCAAGGGCUUAGAGCAAUCUUGGAGUGGCCGCAGGAAAUUUGUGGAACUGAGUGGAGGACUGAGAAACAAAUGUAGACAUUGUAAUCUUCAUGAGUAGUGUAAGCCUAGCCAUUUGUUAUCCAUGGUUAAAGAAACAUGGCUAAGUGUGAUGCAAGAGCCAAGUCACAGGUUUUCCUCUAUCACCUUGUUAAGAAGAUUUGACCCUUUUCGAACUUCCUUGUUACUGUGGCUCCAGCCUGCAGGGCAUUGAAACAAUUGAUUAACCUGGUUAGGCAGUGUGAUAGGCCUGGGUCACACCACACACUAAGCCAAAACUAAACCUAUCUGAUUGCAAAUUAUCCACUUAUGUGCAGCGAGACACUUGGUUUGUAAAUCAUGGUUAAUGACUAGCCUCUUUUGCAAAGCCAACCAGUUGUGGCUUCUUCAAAACAUUGUGGUGAAACAAGCUUUGAUGGGGCCUGUGAACCUAGUUUUAUCUCUUUGGCUGAAACAAGUAGUCUGAAGUGGACUGGACCCCUUCAAGCUAAAGUUUGAUGGAGGUUGGCUCCCUGUGGAAUCUCUUGGAAAACUAGCAAAUCAGGAAGAUGAUUCAACCAUGGUUUUUCACUCUGACACAACCAGUUUUCUCAGCCUGGGUGGGUUCCUCUCUUGGAAUGGAGCAUUUAGAAAAGUGGGACUGGCUUUUCCGCUCAUUCCUCUGGGGUUUCAGCCCGAAAGCCAUCUCUGUCACAGCUCUUGCUCCUGUGGCAUAACGUGACCCUUUCAGCAGGUAGGCACUGCAGUUCCUUAUUACACACUCUGCGAGUGCUUCUAACAACUUGUACUGAAAACUUGAGAACUUUCUUCACCUCCUGGGUCGCCUCACCAAUCUGUUCAUUUAGGUUAAGAUUGGCCACAACCCUGCUGGGGAUUUUUCCCACAGCAGCCCCAUUGAAGUGACUGGGAUCAAUUCAGGAAUCCCCUUUGUUGCAUUGGGAGAAUUGCAGGAGAAAUUUCUGCCAGUUGGGGCCUCUGAGUUCUCAUACCUAAUAUUUUAGGUAUUUGAUCUGUCUUUUUUCUCCUUUUUUAAUGUAUGAUAAUGUAUGUUUUAUUUCUUCAGAGCAUCUUUAUAUUAUUUAAUUUUAUAUAAAAGAGAGAAAAAAAUAAUAGUGUGUGUUCUAGUGUAGCAUUUUUACACCUAUUCUCUAUUGUGUUUCCCCUUCCUUAACACAACUACCUCAUGCUUGUUUAAAAAAAAAUGAAAAUAAAAGCAGUAGAUUUUG